AUGCAGCUCACAAAGUUGAUCAUUUUUGCAUCUGCCGCUCUGGGCGCGGUUGCUCAGUACGACGACGGUCUCUACGACGAGGCUGUAUACGAGGAUAGUUUAUACGACAACAUUGACGAAUACGCCAUCGGAGCAGCCGUCUAUAAGAGGCCCAAUGGAGGAUUUCCUCCACGGUACUUGGUUCAGCACUGGAACAAAUGUGAAAAGAUUACACCUCCCAUCGGAGGAGAUGUCCAAUCGAUUAGAGUUCCCCAUGGCGCUCGUUGCGCCCUGUACCGGGAUCCGCACUGCCAACACGUUAUUCCCGGCGGCGUCUACGGCCCCGGCCUUAAGAAUGUUGGCGGUUUGCCCCGACACGCUCACUUUAUCAAAUGCCACCACUAA
Molecule: messenger RNA, 384 nt
Organism: Metarhizium acridum CQMa 102
Lineage: Eukaryota; Fungi; Ascomycota; Sordariomycetes; Hypocreales; Clavicipitaceae
Source: RefSeq, a predicted model, not a curated record